This is a messenger RNA of Linum tenue, 4176 nucleotides long. The record is from the annotation of a GenBank genome assembly. Lineage: Eukaryota; Viridiplantae; Streptophyta; Magnoliopsida; Malpighiales; Linaceae.
CCCGUCCCGUGGUAAAGUAGCGUUGUCCUCUGUGCUUCGUUAAUUCAUUCAUUCAAUCAUCGGAUGAAUUCUUUGUUUGAGAUGGAAUGGAAGGCUGUCCUGUCGGCGGUGGGGACCCCAUGAGCCUGACUUGUUGCACCUGACCCCAAGCGUCCCUCCUCCUCCUCCACUCCUAUUUUCGGUGUCGUGGCUUCAAUGCCAAACAUAAUUCGGACAGCCUUAUCUUCCUCUGUUUCACCCUCUGCGCCUGCGCCUGCGCCCUCCUAAUGGAGAAAUCUUCGGCGAGCAGCAGCAGCAGCAGAUGGAUGGCGUUCGAGGAAAAGCAGAGUUCCGCUCCCGGCGGGGUGGCCGCCAGCAUAGCUGAGAGGACGGCGGAGUGGGGCCUGCAGGUGGUGAGGUCCGACGCCGGAGAAGGCAGUUUCAAGGCGGUGAGGCGCUCAUCCGGCGAGCAGGGCGGCUUUAUGUCGACGAGGACGUCGGAGGAAUCGGACGUCGGGGCGGCGCUUCCCAGGGUGUCGCAGGAGCUCAAGGAUGCUCUCGCCACUCUGCAGCAGACCUUUGUGGUCUCCGACGCCACCAAACCCGACUGCCCCAUACUCUACGCCAGCAGCGGCUUCUUCACCAUGACUGGCUACUCCUCCAAGGAAGUCGUCGGCCGUAAUUGGCAAGUCCUCUUUCUCCUAACCCCAUCCCCAUCUUCGCUUCUCCCUUUUCUUUUCUUUUUAAUUCACCAACCAAAUAAGACUACUUUUUUUUUCUUUCUUCCAUCCAUGUCAAUGAGCUGAAGAUCAAGUUUAAAAGGAAUUUUUUUCACUUAAUUUAUUCAACAAAAAAAAAAAAGAAAUAAUUAAAAUAAAAAAGUUGGCCCAUAGCGGCGGGUAAAAUCGUUAUUUCGAAUCUGCAGGCAGUGAGGAGAUUGAUAAGAUUUAUGUAGAGUCUUUUGUGUGUUUGCUUUCUUCUGAUUGGAUAAAAUAAAAGAAAGGAGAUUCACUUUAUUAAUUUAUAUAUGGUGUUGCCGUUAGGCCGGGAAAGUAGGGAUGACGAAGAAUGGACAAUUGACUGAUUGCGUGAUUGGUGUCUUUAUCUUAUUUUAAUUAUUAUUAUUUUAUACUCUCUCUCUAUAUGUUUGUUAGCAAUUUAAUUUUAUUAGUUACUGACUGAGUCUGAAUUCGGGCGGGGCGGCAGCCGAUUCCUGCAAGGGCCGGACACAGACGAGAAGGAAGUAGGCAAGAUUCGAGACGCGGUGAAGAAUGGGAGCAGCUACAGCGGCAGGCUUCUCAACUACAAGAAGGAUGGCACUCCUUUCUGGAAUCUCCUCACUGUUACUCCCAUCAAAGAUGACCUCGGCAACACCAUCAAAUUCAUUGGGAUGCAGGUGGAGGUCAGCAAGUACACAGAAGGCAUCGUCGACAAGGCCUUGCGCCCCAAUGGCUUGCCCAAAUCUCUCAUUCGUUACGACGCUCGUCAGAAGGAAAAGGCUCUGGAUUCAAUCACUGAAGUUGUGCAAACGGUCAAGCAUCCCAAGUCCCAUAGACGGGCAACGAGUCACGACAUUGCCAACAAUCUUGAUUUGGUCCUGCCCGAAUCUGCUGAAGUUAUGUCCAUGCCUACGCCUGGUGGAGAAACUCCUCGUUCCGACUCUGGAGCCGGGGCUUUUGGCAUUGGUAGUCCUCAUGUUUAUGCUCACAAACAGAGAAGUUCUCUGAGGAUCUCCUUAAUGGGCCGGUUUAAAGGUCCUUCUAUUAGUUCUUCGAGGAAGUAUGAAGAGCCACCUGUUAUUGAACCGGAGAUUUUGAUGACCAAGGAAGUCAGUCGUACUAACAGUUGGGAACAUGCUGAACGAGAAAGGGACAUGCGCCAAGGUUUUGAUUUGGCAACCACAUUAGAGCGGAUUGAGAAGAAUUUUGUGAUCACAGAUCCAAGACUUCCUGAUAACCCUAUUAUAUUUGCUUCUGAUAGCUUUCUUGAACUAACUGAAUUUACACGCGAAGAAAUUUUGGGAAGGAAUUGUAGGUUUCUACAAGGACCCGAAACAGAUCAAGCGACCGUGUCAAAGAUAAGAGAUGCAAUAAAAGAACAGAGGGAAAUCACGGUUCAGUUGAUCAACUACACUAAAAGUGGAAAGAAAUUCUGGAACUUGUUUCACUUGCAACCAAUGCGCGACCAAAAGGGGGAGCUGCAAUACUUCAUUGGUGUUCAGCUCGAUGGAAGUGAUCAUGUGGAACCCUUAAGAAACCGUCUUUCAGAGAAUGCUGAGCUGCAGAGUGCGAAGUUGGUCAAAGCUACUGCUGAAAAUGUUGACGAGGCCGUUCGAGAACUUCCGGAUGCCAAUUUGAGACCAGAAGAUUUGUGGGCGAUUCAUUCGAAGCCUGUAUUUCCACGGCCUCACAAAAGGGAUAGUUCUUCAUGGAGAGCAAUACAGAAGAUUACCUCUCGUGGUGAAAAGAUUGGGCUGCAUCAUUUCAAGCCCAUUAAACCUUUGGGUUGUGGUGAUACUGGCAGUGUUCAUUUAGUGGAGCUGGAAGAAACAGGUGAACUUUACGCUAUGAAGGCAAUGGAAAAAUCCAUGAUGAUGAACCGUAACAAGGUUCACCGAGCAUGCAUUGAGAGAGAAAUCAUUUCACUUCUGGAUCAUCCUUUUCUUCCAACACUAUAUACCUCCUUCGAGACUUCAACGCAUGUAUGUCUAAUAACAGACUUUUGUCCUGGUGGAGAGCUAUUUGCAGUACUUGACAAGCAACCUAUGAAAUUGUUUAAGGAGGAAUCUGCAAGAUUCUAUGCAGCAGAGGUUGUUAUUGGCUUGGAGUAUCUUCACUGUCUAGGAAUUGUUUACCGGGACUUGAAGCCUGAGAAUAUUUUGAUCCAUCAGGAUGGUCAUGUUGUCUUAACUGACUUCGACCUGUCUUAUAUGGGAUUGUGUAAACCACAGGUUAUAAAACAUCCUCCACCAAACAAUAGAAGAAGAUCCAAGAGUCAGCCUCCUCCGAUGUUUGUUGCAGAACCUAUAGCACAUUCAAAUUCAUUUGUGGGAACUGAAGAAUACAUUGCUCCUGAAAUUAUCACAGGUACAGGCCAUAGUAGUGCUAUUGAUUGGUGGGCUCUUGGGAUUUUGUUGUAUGAGAUGCUGUAUGGUCGCACUCCUUUUAGGGGGAAGAACAGGCAGAAGACAUUUGCCAACAUUUUGCACAAAGAUCUUACAUUUCCGAGUAGCAUACCGGUGAGCCUUGGUGCAAGGCAGUUGGUCUACGGAUUGUUGAACCGAGACCCUGCUAGCCGUUUAGGGUCGAGUACUGGUGCCAAUGAGAUUAAACAACAUCCCUUCUUCCGUGGACUCAAUUGGCCUUUGAUACGCUGCAUGAGUCCACCAGCGCUGGAAGUUCCUCUCCAGUUGAUCGGUAAUGAACCGACAGCCAAAGGUGUUUCGUGGGAAGAUGACGGGGUGUUGACAUCAGCUGCAGACAUGGAAAUUUUUUGAGAAACGGUCAAUCUCUUUGUAGGUGCUCUGCUCGUGCUCCUAUUCUUGUGUUUGAAGCCAAACCCCACUAGUAUUAAUGGUUAUAUAUGUGGAAAGUGGAUUUAAUGUGCUAUCUUCGUCUACCAAAAAAUGCUUUGAUAUUAACGCUUCUCUUGUAAAAUGGCCGCGGGAUCUGUUUUGCUGUUGCACACCUCUCGAUUAGGUAAAGACAAAUGUUGGAUCCCGUUGCAGGUGGGCAUUCUGUUGGUUUGGUCACAAAGCAAGCAGACCGAAGCUGAACGCACCUACGCGUGCCAACCGAGUCUGAAUCAAACUUAAUUUCAAUUCUGUCUGUGUAAUACGAACUAAAAGAAAGUCUAUUCAACUCCGGGUUGACCAAGCACUAGAGCGCCUCUUCACAUCAAAUACACUCUCAGUCUCAAAUAUCGACCCUCCGUAACCAACCCAUCCACAAUUAACUCUCUCUAGCCAUCAAGUGGAUCUCUUCAUUCCCUUUCCUCUCCCAGAAACACCAUUUCACAUUUUCCAUUUUCCAUUUUCGAGCUUAUAGAAUAUCAAGGUCUCCCAAUCGGACUCUAAAAAUCAAUACACAUUUUCCAACGACCAGAAUAGCCUUGCUUUUUUGCUGCUCCAAUAUGAAAAUCCCCAUUCCCAAUUCUAAGCACCAGCCCGAAACCUGUACAUUUGGGAGUCGUUUGGAA